This is a messenger RNA of Chanos chanos (milkfish), 1884 nucleotides long. Its product is annotated as MBT domain-containing protein 1-like. Bases 16 to 1884 code for a protein of 622 amino acids. Gene Ontology annotation, molecular function: chromatin binding; zinc ion binding. The transcript is spliced from 15 exons. The record is from RefSeq and is a predicted model, not a curated record. NCBI's taxonomy places the organism in Eukaryota, Metazoa, Chordata, Actinopteri, Gonorynchiformes, Chanidae. Gene Ontology annotation, cellular component: nucleus. Gene Ontology annotation, biological process: negative regulation of DNA-templated transcription.
CGGGACUCUUUUGGGAUGUUCGAUGGGUAUGACAGCUGCAGCGAGGAGUCCAGUAGCAACUCCAGCUCCGAAGACAGCGAUGAGGAGGUCCCGUCGCUCCCCUCCAGCCUACCAAUUAUUAAGACCAACGGCCAGGUUUACACUUACCCCGACGGAAAAGCUGGAAUGGCUACAUGUGAGAUGUGUGGCAUGGUGGGUGUUAGAGACGCCUUUUACUCCAAAACCAAACGCUUCUGCAGUGUCUCCUGUUCACGGAGUUAUUCGUCCAAUUCGAAAAAAGCGAGUAUUCUAGCCAGGCUCCAGGGCAAACCACCAACGAAAAAGGCAAAAGUGCUACAGAAACAACCAUUAAUGGCUAAAUUAGCUGCAUAUGCUCAAUAUCAAGCUAACCAGCAGAGUCAGAUGAAAUCUAAGACUGCUGUCCCUGUGGAAGGGUUUGACUGGGGGCGCUAUAUUGGUAACGGGGACAUGGUUGGUGCACCAGUUAGCUGUUUUAAGCAUGUUCCCAUGGGAACGUCGUGGGAUGACAUCACCGAGGGAGUGAGGGUGGAACUCCCCAACUCUGACAGCGGCCUACCAAUGAAGGUUUACUGGAUUGCCAGCAUCAUCAAGUUAGCGGGUUUUAAGGCUUUACUGAGAUACGAGGGCUUCGACAAUGACUCCGCUCACGACUUCUGGCGUAACCUGUGCGUGCCGGACAUUCACCCCGUGGGCUGGUGUGCGUCGGGGGGAAAACCCCUGGUGCCUCCCAAAUCCAUUCAGCACAAAGUGACCAACUGGAAGGCGUUCCUCGUCAAACGCCUCACUGGCGCCAAAACCCUCCCUCCUGAUUUCUCCUCCAAGGUGACUGAAAGUAUGCAGUUCCCCUUUAAGAAGCUGAUGCGUGUAGAGGUGGUGGACAAAACGCACCUGUGUCGGACGCGCGUGGCUUUAGUCGAGCAGGUGAUCGGCGGCCGGCUGCGCCUCGUUUACGAGGAGAGCGAGGACGGUUCGGACGACUUCUGGUGUCACAUGUACAGUCCCCUCAUCCAUAGCAUCGGCUGGUCCCGCAGCAUCGGUCACCGAUUCAAAAGAUCUGAUAUGUCGAAGAAGCUGGAAGGUCAAACAGAUGCCCCAGGGCAACUUUUCGCCAAGGUAAAAGAUGUGGAUCAAAGCGGAGAGUGGUUCAAAGAAGGGAUGAAACUGGAGGCCAUAGAUCCGCUGAAUCUCUCUGCCAUUUGCGUCGCCACCGUAAGGAAGGUCCUGGCAGAUGGAUACCUCAUGAUUGGUAUUGAUGGCUCUGAGGCCGCAGAUGGUUCCGACUGGUUCUGCUACCAUUCCACCUCUCCCUCGAUUUUUCCUGUGGGCUUCUGUGAAAUUAACAACAUUGAGCUUACCCCGCCUCGUGGCUACACAAAACUCCCAUUCAGAUGGUUUGACUACUUAAGGGAAACAGGUUCAGUGGCAGCUCCAGUGAAGCUCUUUAACAAGGAGGUACCAAACCACGGCUUUCGCACAGGCAUGAAGUUGGAGGCGGUGGAUCUCAUGGAACCCCGUCUGGUGUGUGUUGCCACGGUGACUCGCAUUGUGCACAGGCUGCUGCGUAUCCACUUUGACGGCUGGGAGGACGAAUACGAUCAGUGGGUGGACUGUGAAUCACCUGACCUGUACCCAGUAGGCUGGUGUCAGCUAACUGGGUAUCAGCUCCAGCCUCCAGCGGUACAGGCUUCCAGAGAGCACCCUCUGAGUGUUACCAAACAGAGGAAAAAAUCCCAGCAAUACAAAGGGCAAAAGAAAAAGGAGACACGUCAGAUGAAGGAGGAGGCCGCUGACCCAGACGAAUUCACCUUCCUGCAAGGUGCAUCAGACCUGGAGAGCAAUGGCUUUAUUAAACAGGAACCCUGA